Phacochoerus africanus (Common warthog) is the source of this 1959-nucleotide messenger RNA. RefSeq names its product DC-STAMP domain containing 1 (gene DCST1). Bases 1 to 1959 code for a protein of 652 amino acids. The record is from RefSeq and is a predicted model, not a curated record. The transcript has 16 exons. NCBI's taxonomy places the organism in Eukaryota, Metazoa, Chordata, Mammalia, Artiodactyla, Suidae. Gene Ontology annotation, cellular component: membrane.
AUGGGUGUCAGACCAGAUCAGCACAGAGCAAAAGGGCAAAGAAGGAAACUAGCCCACACCACGGUGCAGAGCUUCCUGAGCUGGGGACUGCCCGUCUCCUGUAGCCGAUUCCUGUGGCGCCAUCAGGGCGAGUUUCCCAUCAGUGCGUUCCUGCUGGGGGCAGGCACCGGGGGGCUCCUGGCCAUAGGUCUCUUUCAGCUCCUCGUGAACCCUAUGAACAUCUAUGAGGAUCAGAAGAUAGUGACGUUGUACAGCCUGGUGGGUUUGGGGGCCUUAGGCUGGGGGACCUCCCCUCACAUCCGCUGUGCCAGCCUCCUGCUAGUACCCAAGAUGCUGGGCAAAGAGGGCAGGCUCUUUGUGCUGGGAUAUGCCUUGGCCGCCAUCUAUGAGGGACCAGUGGCCAACCUGCGGCACAACCUCAAUGAGGUGAUAGCAUCGCUGGGCUGCACCGUGGAGCUGCAGAUCAACAACACCCGCGCGGCCUGGCGCGUCUCCACAGCCCCCCUGCGGGCAGUGUUCAAGGACCUGCUGAGCAGCAAAGAGUCACUGAAAGCCGAGACUCGGAACAUCACCAGCUCCUUUGAGGAGCUGGAUGCCCAGGUGAACAGUGAGAGUGGAUACACACCUGAGGACGACACUGAGGGCUCAGAGCAGACAGCCCAGGGUGGAGAGCCGCUCCACAUGUCAGCCUUCAGACACCGCCUCUCCACACAGAAGAUAUACGAGAUGAAGACAAAGCUGCGUUGCUCCCACGUGGUGAACAAGGCCAUGCUCACCUGCCGCCGCUGGUUUGACCAAAAGCACCAACACUGCAUGCGACACAUCUGGGUCCCGCUCCUCAAGCACCUGCUCUGCCUGCCCAUGAAGUUCAAAUUCUUCUGUGGCAUUGCCAAGGUGAUGGAAGUUUGGUGCCGCAGUCGCAUCCCAGUGGAAGGCAACUUUGGGCAAACCUAUGACUCCCUCAACCAGUCUAUUCAUGGCCUGGAGGGGGAAUUUUCAGCCACUAUUAACCUCAAGGAAGAGAAGCGGGCCGGGAUGCUGGGCCUCAACACAAGCUGGGAACACGUGAGCACCGAGGUGCGAGACUAUGUGAGACGUCAGGAGGCACAGCUGGAGUGGGCCCUGGGGCUGCUGCGGGUGCUGCUCUCCUGCACCUUCCUGCUGGUCUUCCGAGCGUGCUUCUCCUACGUGGACAAUUAUAACGGGGACAUCCGCUUCGACAACAUCUAUAUCAGCACCUACUUCUGCCAGAUCGAUGAUCGCAGGAAGAAGCUGGGCAAGCGGACUCUGCUGCCACUCCGCAAAGCUGAGAAGAAAACUGUCAUCUUCCCCAGGGAUCCCAUGAUCCAGGCCUCAGAAAUGAAAAAUGUGAUACGGGAGCUCUUGGAGACCCUGCCUGUGCUGCUGCUGCUGGGGGUGCUGUGUGGCCUGGACGGGGCCCUCUACUCCAUCUUCGACACCAUCCGCCACCACUCCUUCCUGCAGUACUCCUUCCGCAGCAGUCAUAAACUGGAGGUGAAAGUCGGGGGAGACUCCAUGCUGGCCCGGCUUCUUCGGAAAACUAUUGGGGCUCUGAACACCUCCUCGGAGACAGUGGUGGAAUCGAACAACAUGCCCUGCCUGCCCCAGCCCGUGCCCCUGAGUCCCAGCGCCUAUGUGAGGGCUGCGCUACCAAGCGGCCUGCUGGUGUGUCUCUGCCUGCUCCAGGCUUUCGGCUACCGGCUCCGGAGAGUCAUCGCAGCCUUCUACUUCCCCAAGCGAGAGAAGAAGCGGAUCCUCUUCCUCUACAAUGAUCUCCUGAGGAAGAGAGUGGCCUUCACCCAACUGAGGAGGGCCACCAUCGUGAGGCGGGCGAGACAGCAGAGGGCUCCAGUAACCUUGGCCAUGGUCUUCCCUGAACUGCAGUUUUUCCCUCUGAAGAAUGGGAGGUUGGACAGAUCUGUGUGGCCUGCUCGCUAG